This is a messenger RNA of Medioppia subpectinata, 642 nucleotides long. The record is from the annotation of a GenBank genome assembly. NCBI's taxonomy places the organism in Eukaryota, Metazoa, Arthropoda, Arachnida, Sarcoptiformes, Oppiidae.
GCCAAACAAUGUGCGGCCGUUUCGCCCAAAGGUCUCAAACCUCUGGAAGUGUUGGCAGACGUGAGUAAAGACGUCGACUGUAAACGACUGAUUGACAGUACGAUCAGUGCAUUCAAACGGUUGGAUAUUUUGGUGAACAACGCGGGCAGAGGUAUGCGCUGUUCAAUCGCUGAUACGGCUAUUCUCGACAAAUACCAGGAAGUGAUGGACACAAACCUGCGUUCAGUCAUAUAUUUAACACAUCUAUCGGUCGAACACUUGGAGAAAAGUAAAGGCAAUAUAAUUAACAUAUCAAGUAUUGCGGGACUUAAACCUUUUUCGCCUCAAUCGAUUCUGUAUUCUAUGUCAAAGUGUGCACUCGAUAUGUUCACCAAAUGUCUGGCCCUAGAGUUGGGCCCAAAAGGCAUUCGGGUUAAUGUUAUCAAUCCGGGUGCCGUUAGGACUAACUUCCUUCAGGUUUUGGGCUCAACGAAAGAGCAAUUGGAGGCCCGAUAUAAUGAAUUUGAGGACAAAUAUCCGGUCGGACGGGUCGGUGAGUCCAUAGACAUCGCGAACGCCAUACUCUUCUUGGUCUCAGACGAGGCCUCGUUUGUGACGGGAAUCAACUUUGUGUCCGACGGCGGGGCUCUCAACGCCCCCUUA